UCAGCGAUUAGUUUCGUGGAACUUGAUUCUUCAUAGAAAAUUAUUAGAGAAACACAGGUAGCUAAGAAAUUAAUUAAUAAAGCAUACAAGUGGUGAUCAAGUUUGCUGCUAGGGGAAAUUUGUACCACUUUUCUACUUGGCCCAGUUUCUUGCUGGUAAGCGUGCUAAUGCUCCACGUGAGGCACUUCAAAUUCUGACAUUGUACUCACCCUAGAAUUCAGUUUCUUAUUCAACUCCAAUUCAACUUGAAAUUUCUCUCUACUCUUCUAUGUUUCCAAGAUAUGGCUUCUGCUGCAUUUAUUGAACCUCUUCCAGUAGUGGAGUAUGCUGCCCAGCUGCUAGGAAAAGAUUUACUGUCAAGGCAAUUGUCUGAUGCUGAUCGCAUUAAGGCUUGCAAAAUUGUUGAGAAGCAACAUUAUACAAAAAGGUUGAACGAAAAGCAAAUCACUGCUCUUGUUAAAGUUACUUGCCAAAGACCUCGCGAUCUGGAAAAUGACAUUUUGCAGAAGCAGGAUGUUCCAGAUCUUCCAGUCACAAGUUCUGAGAAUCUUUUGCCUUAGGGACAGUAUCAC
Arachis duranensis is the source of this 572-nucleotide messenger RNA. RefSeq names its product protein argonaute 10-like. The record is from RefSeq and is a predicted model, not a curated record. Lineage: Eukaryota; Viridiplantae; Streptophyta; Magnoliopsida; Fabales; Fabaceae. The coding region runs from base 282 to 560 and encodes 92 amino acids. The transcript is spliced from 3 exons. Gene Ontology annotation, molecular function: protein binding.